Messenger RNA from Salvia hispanica, 2217 nucleotides. RefSeq names its product protein PIN-LIKES 2-like. Gene Ontology annotation, cellular component: membrane. The record is from RefSeq and is a predicted model, not a curated record. Lineage: Eukaryota; Viridiplantae; Streptophyta; Magnoliopsida; Lamiales; Lamiaceae. Gene Ontology annotation, biological process: endoplasmic reticulum to cytosol auxin transport.
GAAUUAUUUCUUGAAUCCAGACCUCAGAUUGAUUCUGUUUCCACUUUCCACCUCUAAAACUCGACAUCUGCUUUCUUCCCAAAUCCCAUUUCGACUGUAAUUUCUGUAUUCAUAUCUCUCUGUUUUACCGUGUAUAUAGUCAAUGUUUGCAUAGGUAAGAUUGGAUUGGUGUAUCUAUACCGAUGAUGUUCUCUCAACUUCCAGAAUCUGCUGGAAUUCAAUAGUUAAUCUUUCUUUUCAUACGUCUUUUUAUAUUCAAUCUCUCCUCUUUAUUGCCGGAAAUCUGAUUUUGGUGCUGUUAUUCGAGUUUGAAUCGAAUUCAGCUUCCAAUUCCGUCCUCAGCCGGUUUAAAUCGUUGAAAUUGCAAUAAGCUACAUAUCCAAGCUCCAAUUUUUUUAUUAGGGUUCGUCUCUGAGAAAUCACUGGAGGUUUUUCAAUGGAGUCUCUUUCGAUUCAGACUCGAGCGAAUCUCAAUUCGACAGCAGAAGAUCUAUUCAACGCGAUUAUUCCCCUGCUGAAGCUCAUAACUCUCACCGUCAUCGGAUUGAUUCUCGCCCGCCCGGAGACGAAGCUUGUCCCCAAAUCCACCUUCAAGCUUCUCAGCAAGCUUGUCUUCGGUUUGUUCUUACCUUGCGUCAUCUUCUCUCAUCUAGGAGAGACUAUAACUGUGAAGAAUUUCGUUAGUUGGUGGUUCAUUCCUGUUAAUGUGAUUCUCAGCACUCUCAUCGGCUGUAUUCUAGGGCUGUUAGUUGCUAAAAUAUGCCGUCCCCCUCAAGAAUACUUUAGGUUUACUGUUAUCAUGACUGCAUUUGGCAACACUGGGAACCUCCCUCUUGCUAUUGUUGCAUCGGUUUGUCAUAGUAAGGAUAAUCCGUUUGGCCCCGAAUGCCACAACACUGGGACGGCUUAUGUGUCGUUUGCGCAGUGGGUUGCGGUGCUUCUUGUUUAUACUCUUGUUUAUCACAUGAUGGAGCCUCCAGUGGAGUAUUAUGAUGUUGUUGACGAUGGUGCGGAGAUUCAGGAAGAAGUGGCCUCGAAUGAUCUCAGUAGGCCGCUUCUCGUGGAAGCUGAGUGGCCCGGGAUGCAGGAUGGGGAGACUGAGCAUUGCAAGACACCCUUAAUAGCGAAUGUUUUCACUAAUGAGUCGAACCAGUCUAUCCCAGAGCCUGAUUCGUUGGAGGAGGGUGGUAGUGGGGCUGGGCCGAGAAGUCCGAAAUCACUUCGUUGUCUGGCAGAGCCUCAGGUGGUGAGGAGAAUAAGGAUCGUUGCUGAGAAGACUCCUAUCUAUCACAUCCUUCAGCCACCAACGUUUGCUACGCUGUUAGCUUUCUUUAUUGGUAUGGUGCCUCCGAUCAAAAGUGUUGUAUAUGGCGAUGAUGCACCCCUUGCAUUCAUAACGGAUAGUCUGGAAAUCAUGGCUGGGGCAAUGGUGCCAUCGGUGAUGCUUGUUCUUGGAGGAAUGCUUGCUGAGGGGCCUAAUGAAUCCAAACUUGGGCUACGAACUACUAUUGGCGUUAUAGUUGCAAGACUGUUGAUACUCCCCUUUAUUGGUAUAGGGGUUAUUUUCAUGGCAGAUAAGUUGAACUUUCUGAUCCCUGGAGACCAAAUGUUUCGGUUCGUGCUUCUGAUGCAGUAUGCAAUGCCAAGUGCCAUUCUGUUGGGAGCAGUUGCUAGCUUGAGGGGUUAUGCAGUUAGUGAAGCUUCGGCUCUCCUCUUUUGGCAACAUAUCUUUGCUGUCUUCUCUUUGGCAAUUUAUGUCAUACUAUACUUCAAGGUUCUGCUCUAUUACGUUUGAGUGCAGACGCAAAACCCAUUUUAUCUUAAUGGUUUUGAGGUUAGCUCUGAUAGACUGAGCACUGCACAUAAUGAAGAAGUUGAUUUCUAGAUACCACUGAGUAUGGCUGUGAAUCUUUGAUGAACUCCUAGCCAACCAAGUGCUAGCGAGCUAUCGAGAAUGAAGGUUGUGAGUUGGCAUGAGAUUCCACGCAUGUUCCAGUUGGUAACGCAUUCACUGAUCACACACCAUGAUGGAAACACGGCAUUUUUCGUAUUUUAUUACUAUUUAUUUUUAUAUGGUUCUCACUGUUUUGUUUUACUCCAUUAAAGUACUAAGUGUUCAAAAUUGUGUAUACAGCUGCCUAAAUAAGAAAAUGUAUGAUUGAAGAUUGGUGUAAUUUGUCCAGUUCCAGUAACUGUUAUCUUUCGCUUUGGUUCCUA